CCUGCUCAGUUUCCUACGAGAGAGAAAAUGGAGGUACGACUCGUACGAGUAGAAGCUUCGAGAAGACCCGUCCGGWCCCCGGUACGUAGUACGUACGGUACUGGUAGGACUUCACGAAGUAAUAUUGAUACGGUACCGUAYUUACCGUACGUACGUACGGAACUUACGAAUAUUGAAUCAACAAUCAACAACCAACAAUCAACCACUGCUUMAUGCUUCAGCGAUCAGUGAYAUCUCCACAAACCUUCACACAACAGAAAGUUUCGAAUGAACUCUGCCUGUACAUGUUGACAUGCGCUUCAGCAUUGAAUUCAUAGCCUGCACUUGCCAAACACAAGACGAGAAUCUGGAUUCACAUCGGAUACACCAAAAAUAGGCACAGUCAUGCUUGGUUCCAUAUCUAGAAUCGGCUAUGUUUUGCCAAGAAGAUGUGUUUCCCACCAAUCGUCGUCCAUGUGCCRUCUUUUCUCUUCCGUAGCCUACAGCAGCAGCUGUAGUAUCCCCAGACAUUUCUCAACGGUAGCGCCAUCGAUUGUUGAUGCUUUUGACCGCAGCUAUGAACAAAAACGAGGGAUCAGCACCGAUUAUUCCAAGAAACGACCAGAAAAGAACAAGGACAAAAAACGAAGAGGAGGCAGGCAAUCCUAUCGAUUCGUCGAUCGAACGCGCGUUCAGGUAUCGGGGGGUUCGGGYGGAAACGGAUCUAGAUCGAUGCAUCACCUCGGGAGAAAGCGGAAACGUAAACCGGACGGGGGCCACGGUGGAAACGGAGGAUCGGUGCUGAUCAUUGCGGAUCCGAAGGAACAGAGUCUGCGCUGGACACGCCCGCAUUUGACUGCCGAAUCGGGAGCCCACGGCGGGAGCAACGGGAAGCACGGGCGAAACGGAAGGAAUACCAUAUUGCGCGUUCCUUGUGGGGUGGUGGUGCGCCGAGUGCUGGAACACGACGAAUACUACGACGACGAGACGAAGACGAUUCAAAAAGUGAGCGAUGCGCUUGUGGUCCAAACUAACGAUGAGGAGUCCUACGAAUUGUGGGAAACGAAGAGUCCUAGUCCCACGGAAACAAGGGUGAGAGAUGGCUAUGAGCAGACCCUAGAAGAUUUGAAUCGAAAUCGCCAAGCAGGUGGAUAUUUGGCGUCGCUCGACUACGACAGCGACGACGACGACUGUAACGAUGAGAGUGACGAUGACGAAAGAGUAUUCUACAAUUAUGAUGGCAGCGACAGCGGUCUUAAUUACGACCAAAUUGAACCGACCAUGAAUUUUACAGCAUGGGGAGAAAAAGAAAAGGUCGAGAUAGCUGAUCUAGACCAGCCGGGAUCGCACAUUGUUGUCGCGAGGGGAGGUCGAGGUGGAUAUGGAAAUUCAUCCUUCGCCAGCAUCAAUGGACCAUUGCCGUCCCCUGAAAUCAUGGAAAAAUACGCCGAACCAAAACCGGGAGAAUGCUGUAGAGUUGAAUUAGAGCUAAAGCUGAUUGCCGAUAUUGGGCUUGUAGGAUUUCCCAACGCUGGCAAAUCAAGCCUUCUUUCCGCUACCAGCAGAGCUACACCAUACAUUGCUCCGUACCCAUUCACUACACUGAAUCCUUUGGUUGGUUACAUAGAAUACAAGGAUGGAUUUCGUGUAUGUGCCGCUGAUGUUCCUGGGCUCAUUGCGGGCGCGUCUGAGGGCAAAGGAAAGGGGCACGACUUUUUGAGRCAUUUAGAACGAACAAAGGCCCUCCUUUAUAUUGUAGACGCUGCGGGAAUCGAUGGAAGAGAUCCAGUGGAAGACUUCGAAGUUCUAGUCCAAGAGCUGUCAGCGUAUGGAGAUGGGGAUAUGCUGAAUAGAAGAUGUCUUUUGGCGGCAAACAAAAUCGAUCUGCUGUUAGAGGACGAGCGAGAAGAGGUAUUUGCUAAUUUGCAAGAGAGAGCCGAAGAAUUAGGUAUCCGAAUAGAAACGGAUGUCAUUGGAAUCAGCGCUGGUGCAACCGGUGAAAAUCUACCCCUUCUAACCAAAUCCAUAAGAAAAACGGUACUAUCCAGCGAUAACGAUAAGGCAAGUGAAUAUGGAUACGGGUGAUAACUGUGCUUGUGGCAAUUGAUCAACUUCGUUUUAAUUGAAUAAAUAGCAUUUAGCCGC
Molecule: messenger RNA, 2124 nt
Organism: Pseudo-nitzschia multistriata
Lineage: Eukaryota; Bacillariophyta; Bacillariophyceae; Bacillariales; Bacillariaceae
Source: the annotation of a GenBank genome assembly